This is a messenger RNA of Phytophthora nicotianae INRA-310, 2121 nucleotides long. RefSeq lists its product as hypothetical. Bases 126 to 1958 code for a protein of 610 amino acids. Gene Ontology annotation, molecular function: acyl-CoA dehydrogenase activity; flavin adenine dinucleotide binding. The record is from RefSeq and is a predicted model, not a curated record. Lineage: Eukaryota; Oomycota; Peronosporomycetes; Peronosporales; Peronosporaceae. The transcript is spliced from 2 exons.
CGUCGGGUUCAAGUAUUAAAACCUGACGUCUGGUUUUAAGCACUUGGAACAUGAUUCACGUCGGAUCUCGUGUCCUUUCAUACCUGAAUCCGUCACUUGGUGACUAAGUCUGCAGCGCUGUGGUGAUGUUGUCUUUGCUCCGUCCGAGUCGCCGCCUGCUCCUGCAACAUGGUGCACGCUCACUGCAGACUGCGGGCGAGGCUGCUGCCAACGUGUCGUAUACACGCGGGUUGUUUCUGGGUGUGAACAACGCGACGCGCGCCUUCCCGUACCCGAAGCUGUCGGACAGCGAGACGGAGACGCUGCAAAUGCUCGUAGAUCCCGUGAACAAGUUCUUUGGAACUGUGGACUCUCGUGCUAUUGACGAGACGAAGGAGAUCCCUAAGCAGGUCCUCAACGACAUGAAGGAGCUUGGACUCUUUGGUCUCCAGAUCCCUGAGGAGCUCGAAGGCCUUGGACUGUCGAACACAGGCUAUGCGCGUGUGUGCGAGGAGAUCACGGACGGUAGUCUGGCUGUGACGGUUAUGGCGCACCAGUCUAUCGGCCUCAAGGGCAUCCUACUCAACGGCAAUGAGGAGCAGAAGGCCAAGUACCUUCCCAAGCUAGCGACGGGAGAGCACAUCGCGGCUUUUGCACUCACAGAGCCAUCCAGCGGCUCUGACGCUGGGUCCAUUAAGACGCGUGCCAAACUGUCGGAUGACGGCAAGCACUUUAUCCUCAACGGAGGCAAGAUCUGGAUCAGCAACGGCGGGUGGGCAGACGUCAUGACUGUAUUUGCGCAGACAGAGGUAGAUGGCAAGGACAAGGUCACGGCCUUUAUCGUCGAACGUGCCUUCGGAGGUGUGACCAGUGGCCCACCAGAGGAUAAACUCGGUAUUCGUGGCUCCAACACUUGUCAAGUGUUCUUCGACAACUGCAAGGUGCCCAUUGAGAACGUACUGGGCGGUGGUCCAGACAUGAAGACCGGCGGUGCUGCUGGUGUCGGUCAGGGCUUCAAGGUGGCCAUGAACAUCCUGAACAAUGGCCGCUUCGGUCUUGGUGCUUGUGCUGGAGCGUCGCUACGCCGUGUGCUGGGCGCCGCAGCAGAGCACGCCAACUCCCGCAAGCAGUUUGGUGCUCCUCUGGCAAACUUUGGCCUCAUCCAGAAGAAAUUCGGGGUUAUGACUCUGGACGCGUAUGCCAUCGAGUCCAUGGCCUUCAUGACCACGGGUAUGAUUGACCGUGGCGAUCCGUCCUGCGAAAUCGAGGCGGCCAUGUGCAAAGUGUACGGGUCGGAAGUGGCUUUCACGGGUAUCAACGAGUGCAUCCAGGUCAUGGGCGGCACGGGGUUCAUGAAGGAGUGGCCGUUCGAGAGACUUAUGCGUGACUGCCGUAUCCUAUCGAUCUUCGAGGGAACGAACGAGAUUCUCCGCAUGCUGAUCGCUCUCAGUGGAAUUCGGACUGCUGGUGAACGCCUGUCAGCUGUGGGUAAGUUGCUGCAGAACCCGUUAUCCGACCCAUCGAGCGCUGCCAAGGAGAUCUCGGAUCGUCUGCAACGCAAGUUCUCGCCCACUCCACUGGAAGGAGUGCACUCGAGUCUGAGAGGACCCGCCGAGCUGUUGCAGAAGCGCACUGCCGACUUUGGAGACGCUGUGGAGUUCCUACUGCGCAAGCACGGCAAGAAGAUCGUGGACGAGCAGAUGCAACUGGAGCGGAUCGCCGACUCCGCCAUCGCGCUGUUCGCCAUGACAGCCACCAUCUCUCGCGCCACGGCAUCGCUGAACGCAGGAAUUGAGUCUGCCGAGCACGAGAAGAAGCUCACGACGCUGUACUGCGACCUGACGUCCGACAAGAUCCAGUCGCUCCUGAAUGGCAUCAAGACGGCCGUCAAGCACGAUCAACAGCUGCGCGAGAUCGCCAACGAGGUGCUCAAAGCCGAGAAGUAUAUCCCCAGCCACGCUACGGGCAUCGACUGCUAAAGCUGAUGCCUAAGAAAGAUUGAAGUACAUGAUACAAAAAAUUCACGCCAAAAACAAAAACUGAAGCAAAAACUGAUGUGGCACAAGAUGUUGAAGUUUAUAAAUAUCUUGCCUUUAUUAUUACUUCAGAGUGAUGGUCACCAUAACGAGAAACGUUGCCGUU